AUGGGCGCAAUCACCUCAAGCAUCUGGGCCACUCCAGACCUCAAGUUCGACAGCGUGAUCAAGCUUUCCAACGGCGUGACCAUGCCGCGCCUGGGCUUCGGCGUAUGGCAGGUCGACCCCGCCGUGUGCACAUCGGUAGUCGAGACAGCCCUGAAGGCAGGAUAUCGACACGUCGACUCAGCCCAGGCGUACCGCAACGAGGCCGAGGCUGGCGCAGCACUGCGGUCAUCGGGAGUCGUGAAGCGCAAGGACGUCUUCUUCACGACCAAGAUCCCGCGGGAUCUUGGGAGUGUAGAUGCCAAUUAUGCUAGUGUCGUGGAGAGCGUCAACAAGAUCAAUGGCGAUGGACCGGAUGCGGACGCGUAUGUUGAUUUAUUCCUCAUCCACACGCCGCGGAUGGGCGCUGAGGGGAUCAAGAACGUGUGGUUGGCGCUGGAGAAGUUACUUAAGGAGGGGAAGACACGGAGUAUUGGAGUGAGCAACUUCAGUGGGCAGGAUAUCCAAGGUAUGAAGGAGUAUGCUACUGUGUGGCCACCGCACGUCAACCAGAUCCAGCUCAACCCUUGGGUUCAAGAGAAGGAAGUGGUUAAGUAUUGUGAAGACAACGGAGUCGUGCUCCAAGCCUACAGCCCUCUGGCAACUGGAAAGAAGCUGGAUGACCCGACAGUUGGUGAGAUUGCAAAGAAGUACAACAAGUCCCCGGCCCAGGUCUUGAUUCGUUACGCUCUCCAGAAGGGGUGGGUGCCUCUUCCCAAGAGCGUCCAUAAGGAAAGGAUUAUCGAGAACACGCAGCUUUAUGACUUUGACAUCUCUUCGGAGGAUAUGACAACUUUGGAUGGCCUGGAUGGGAAAUAG
Molecule: messenger RNA, 855 nt
Organism: Diaporthe amygdali
Lineage: Eukaryota; Fungi; Ascomycota; Sordariomycetes; Diaporthales; Diaporthaceae
Product: alcohol dehydrogenase
Exons: 2
Coding region: 1-855 (284 amino acids)
Molecular function (GO): oxidoreductase activity
Source: RefSeq, a predicted model, not a curated record